Molecule: messenger RNA, 1606 nt
Organism: Vespa velutina
Lineage: Eukaryota; Metazoa; Arthropoda; Insecta; Hymenoptera; Vespidae
Product: hydroxylysine kinase
Exons: 3
Coding region: 342-1457 (371 amino acids)
Molecular function (GO): amino acid kinase activity
Source: RefSeq, a predicted model, not a curated record
GAAACGAGUAGAUGUAUUUAGUUUAGAGAAGUCGUACAUGCAAUUAAGAGAUACAUGCAUUGAUGGUAGUACCCUUCUCGUCUUCUUGUUGGCUCACAAUGUUACACUAUGAAUUACAUCCGCGUCACGGAUGAUUAUGUCGUUUAACUUUUUAAACGACUUCUUCCCUUUCGAGCGAAGACAUCGUACAGGAUUGUAUCGUCCGUCGACGUAUUUACGUAUAUAUAUAUAUAUAUAUAUUAUUUUCGCGCGAAUGAUCACCGAUUUUAUUGUGAAUGAUUGAUCAUUAAAUAAUAUCGUCAUCUUCGAAGAACAAGGGAGCGUUGACCCUUUAUCACUCAAUGUUUACUUACGAAGCGAUAAAACUAACAAGAAUAAAAAUAAUGGAGAAAAGUAACAUACUGCUAUCACCUGGCCAACGUAUACGUCCUAAUAUGAACAAAGAAACUGUAAUCGAUCUUUUAUCAAAGAUCUAUGGUCUAACAGCGAUGGAUAUCAAAGAGUUGAACGCUUACGACGACAAAAAUUAUCACGUACAUUGUAAGGAAUCACAUGAGAAUCCUUAUAUAUCGGAAAUCAGCGAACACGGGUACGUUUUAAAGAUUAUAAAUUCUUUGGAUUCGCGAAAUACUCAUGUUAUAGAUGCGCAAACUGAAAUGUUGAUAUUUUUAAAUGGCCAUAUCAAUUGUCCGAUACCAGUUAAAAAUUUAAGUGGCACAUAUUAUACCAUGGAGAAGAUAAAUGAUUCAGAGGAAAGUCAUGUUAUAAGGCUUUUCAUUUAUCAACCUGGUCAAUUAUUAACAAGUGUAUCUUGGAAUAAGGAAUUACUUUAUAAGAUCGGUUAUUUGGCGGCAGAUCUCGAUGUAAAACUUUCGAAAUUUUAUCAUCCGGCCUUUGAGCAUCAUAGAACUAUAUGGAUGUUGAUGUCUAUGUCGAAACUCCAUUUAUUCGUAUUCGCAGUGCCAGACGAGAAACGAAGAGAAUUGGUGUGCGACGUUAUCGAUACAUUCGAAAAGAAAGUAUUAAAGUUCGUACCGAUCCUUGAACAAGGCAUGAUACAUGGCGAUUUAAACGAACAAAAUAUUCUCGUUAAUAAGGAGGGUACCGAUAUCAUGGCCAUUAUCGAUUUUGGUGAUACCCAAAAAACAUGUCUAAUAUUUGAAUUGGCUAUUGCCAUUUGUUACGUGUUAUUAGAACGUAAAGAUAUAAAUUUAGGUAAACACGUUAUCGAGGGAUACCAAAGUGUAAGGAAAUUGACAGAUUUGGAGAAGAAAAUUUUAAAGGUCAGUGUUUGCGCAAGAAUAUGCCAGAGUCUUGUGAUGGGCGCCUAUUCGCAUUUAAACGAUCCUAAGAAUAAAUAUAUUCUUACCACGCAAAAAAAUGGCUGGCCAUUGCUGCAAGAACUUUGGCCAAUGAGCAACGACGUUAUAUCGAAGAUCUGGGAUCUCUCCAAUUAAAAAAAAUAUAAACUAUUAUUUCCUUAUCUAUGUGAUUGUGAUAUUAACCCUUUUUUUUUUUCUUUUUCUUUUGCAUUUAAAUCAUUUCCUUUUUAAUAUAUUUAAAUGAUAUGUCAAUUGAACGAGCAAUAAAUUAAUUAUAAUAUUAA